AUGGGAAAUAUGAUUAUUUCUGGAUUUAAGCAUAAAAAAGCCUCCAAACAACAAAAGGACCAAAAAAAACCGUCAAGUAUCAACGAAUUAAGUAAACCAUCAUGCGAUAAACCCAUAUUUAUGUCUAUAUUUCGCAACACCACUGGAUAUAAAGAUGAUCCAAAUGAAGAAAUCGAUAGACUUCAUUCACAACACUACCUUUAUCGGCAUGCCUGGAAGGGUAAUUUUUCUGCGCCGAUACACGAAAGAUUAAUAGAAGGCAUAUAUGUGCUUGAUGUUGGGUGUGGGCCUGGAACUUGGUUGUUGGAUAUGGCUAGUUCUUACCCUACCUCUAAAUUUAUGGGUAUCGAUCUGUUUCCACAAUUUCCUUCGGAGGUUAAACCAAAGAAUUGUGAAUUUUUAACAGCCGACCUCUUGGAAGGCUUACCUUUUGAAUGGAACGAACAAGUAAUCAAAGAAUUGACAAGAUUAACUAAGCCUGGAGGAUUUGUUGAAUUAAUGGAUGUACAUAUGCCAGCUAGAGAUCUCCCCCCAAAAGCGAAAAAGAUUUCUGAUAUGAUUAUAGCUGAAAUGGAACGUGAUAACCUUUGGUGGGAUGUCACAUCACAUUUCGAGUUUCUUCUCUCUUCCCAACUAAAUCUAAGCGGUGUUACAUCCCAGAAAAAAAAGCAUGUAAUAGUAGUCAAGGAAGAUGAUCAAGAAGGUGGUUUGUUUUUGGAGUAUUUUGUGGGUAUUUUGAAGAUAGUUUAUCCACAAAUAUCAAAGAAAACAAAUAUUAGCCCGGAGGUAUUCUAUAACGAAUUUAUGCCUAGAGUGAUCGAAGAAUUCAGCGCUAAAGAGCAUAGUCCUUAUAUAUUAACGGAAAGAGUCUUCGCACAAAAGAUUGCAUAA
Ambispora leptoticha is the source of this 891-nucleotide messenger RNA. The record is from the annotation of a GenBank genome assembly. NCBI's taxonomy places the organism in Eukaryota, Fungi, Glomeromycota, Glomeromycetes, Archaeosporales, Ambisporaceae.